UAUUUCAGUUUUAUGGUAGCCAAAUUUUGUCACUGAAAUUCUUUCAAUUCAACAACCAGUUGAUAUCAGAAAAACAACAUGAAAAUGGACGACAACUCGUCAAUUUACUUAGUUUGUCUCACUAAUGAUGGUGGACUUCCGUUGUUUACAAGAUCCAAGGGGCAGUCAAAAGCCUUGGCGUUUGCGGAGCAAGGCAUGCUGUAUGGAGUUCAGAUGUUCGCUCAAAAUCACGGCGUUGGUUUACAGAGUACUACGACAGAAGAAGCCAAAGUGGUAUGGAAAGUGUUCCAUGAAAGCGUUACAUUAGUUCUCAUUAUGCCUGAUGAUGGAUGCAGUGACAUUCAUCUUAAUACACUACUAGAUCACAUCUUCCAUACUAUGGUGAUGUUUAUAGGUCUGGAUACUCUAGAAAACAUCAAAAAUGUAGAACGUCUGAGAAGAGACUUAAAAGUUUGCCUGGGGGUGAUUGAUUCACUCUUAGUCAGCACAGAAUUCUUUGGUUCUGUGUGUGAAGCUGUGGAUGUAAUCGCCUCUCCAGAGAAUUCAACACUUCAGGAGCCACUUGAAUCCUUUGUCAAUAAUGCAGACAGCACCUUUGGCUGUUUACACUGUAAUGGUCAUCUUGUAGUAGCUACAGAUAAAUGGUGGAAUCUUACUGGCCAAGAGAAGGUGCUGCUGGCGUCUUUCGUCGACACUUUACCCUCAGGAACUUCAAGUGAUGUUCCGAUCUAUUUACCUCAUGCAAGUCCAAAGAUUCCUCAUCGUCUUCUGAGCAUAAGUCUCCUCCCAGGCGUCGUUGUUAGUGUCCUCUGUUUGGCCACGCCCACUCUGGCUGAGGCGGAGACCUCAUUGGUUGAAGCAGCUUGGCGGUCACAUGUUGAGUCACUGCGGGCGUGUCAGAAGGCUGCAGUCGCUGGUCAAUAUGUACCAAAGAGUCUCGGAAUAGAUUCUGGGAUUCUUGGGUUUCUGAUUGUAAAUACUGACCAGCACAAGUGUCUGUCAAGCUGUCGAUUACCCAUACAAGAAGGUAGUGCGGCAGACAGACGACCUUUGACACACACUCGCAGAAGACAGGUCUUGAACUCGUUCUACAGGAACACAGUAGGAACACUUUUCCCAGCAUGCCAUAGUCCACAGAGAAAAGAUCCAUCGGGAGACAUUCCAGCCACGUUUACUCAUAUGGUGAAAGAGACGUAUAUGCACGCAAAAGACCAUAAAUGUUAUGCCAUCCAUUCCGACAUGUAUCAACUGUUUGUACUUUGUUCAGUUGCUGUUCCAAACUAUGCACUCAGGUCGAUUUCUACAGACUUGCUCACCACUCUCACUAAAGAUAAAGUCUUCCUAGACAGAAGUAAGUCAAGCUAAAAGUGAGACACGAAAACAAGACGUUUAAGACGAUUAAGAUGAGCAAACUCUCAGCAGGCCGAGGAAUUGGCAUGAUGGGAGAACAUGUCUUUCAAAAGUAUUGUGAGAACUUCUUUGAUGGAUAAACAAAAAGCAGCUGAUGCUGAGGAGAUGAAGUUGUAGCCUUUUGACCGACAGUCUUCCUCAAGUUUGCAUGACCCUGAAAAGAAAUCCCUGCUUGAGUGUGUGAGGGAAACCUUUUACCGGCACGGGGCAAGGAAUGGUGAUCAAGAUAAGAACAUGUGACAAAUAAUGUAAGUUUUGACUCUACACUGUUGAAUGAAGCAUCAUUUAGUCGCCACCUUUCGAUUCUUUAUUGUGAAAAAACUCCACAGAUAUCAUGGGUUUGUACAGCAGAUGUCUGAAAGGCUAGAUCUUUUAAGCUACUUGCCAAGAACACUGUUUACUGAUGCUGUUCAGGUCAAGUUAAAAAGAUACCUCUUUAGUAAGAUUCAAAUACAUGACUUUUCUCAUUCUAAGGUAGAUUUCUUAAACAUGAAUGACUCGCGGACUUUUUAGGGUGUCAUGGCCGAGUGGUUAAGAGCAUUGAAUUUCAAGUUCUGGUGGUUUAAGUCACAUCGGAGUGUGGGUUUGAAUUCCGGUCAUGGCACUUGUAUCCUUGAGCAAGAUGCUUUACUAUAUUUGCUUCUCUUCCCAGAUGUGGGUAUAAACAGGUAUCUGCGAAGUUAGAGAGGUUGAUAUUGUGUAUGAAAAAAAUCACUAGUGCCAUACGGCCGCUCAGGGCUGUAUACUCUCCAGGGAGCUGAGAAAGGUUAAAUGAAUGUUAUUGGACCAAUGCCCAGGGCACUAAAGCCAUAAGAACUAGUGUAUUUAUAUUGUUAUUAUGUUAUUAGUACUCUAUUCCCUGCUCCAAAGCUGUGCUUUCUGAGUUGGGAUCUGAAAAACUAUUUAUUAAUGUACUGGUUUUUAUAUUUGCAACUUAAUGAAUACAGACAAAGGUAGGAACAGUAAGUUGAGUCAGUGGAAUUCUUAUGAGGAGUGUUCCAAGGAAUUUUGUAUGGAAAAGUAUAUGGAAGGAUGUUACAGUACAGAUUCAUAGGAAAGAAUAAGAUAUGUUUUUAUACAGGGAUGUAAAAUUACCAAUGCGUUUGUGGAUAAUGUCAAUAAAUUAACUGAGAUUUUCAGAGCUAUAACAUCUUCAAAACAAUAGAGAAUAACAAGGAGUUCAAAGCAAGUUCUCGUGGUACUGUUGGUG
Asterias rubens (European starfish) is the source of this 2620-nucleotide messenger RNA. RefSeq names its product protein fuzzy homolog. The transcript is spliced from 10 exons. Gene Ontology annotation, biological process: non-motile cilium assembly; vesicle-mediated transport. The coding region runs from base 79 to 1365 and encodes 428 amino acids. Lineage: Eukaryota; Metazoa; Echinodermata; Asteroidea; Forcipulatida; Asteriidae. The record is from RefSeq and is a predicted model, not a curated record.